AUGCUGCCAAUCGCCUCACUCGUAGACAAAGUGCCUUUCAGUGCUAUCACGGUCAGUAUGGGAAGUAUCGCUUUAGCCGCACUCAUCGUCCUCCUGGUCCAAUUUCGCAACGAAACAACCGACAAUGACUCAGCCAAGUCCAAACUGCGUAAGAUCCACCGCCCCGAUACGACGCUCCCACGCUUGGAAAACACACUCGCUAUGAUUCGAGCUGCUUGCGAUGGCAACUUGCAUGAUCGAGCGGUGGAAAUAUGCAGUCAAUUCAAUGGGGAACCUAUACUCUUUCGAUCCAUCGGGAUGCCAGACAAACUCGUGGUUUCUACUCCUGAAGUGUUCGACGAUGUCCUCAAACAACAAUUCAGCAACUUCCCUAAGGGAUCUUACAUGCGCCAGAACCUAAAAGACCUUCUGGGCGAUGGCGUCUUCGCUGCUGAUGAGGACUUGUGGAAGACAGCGACCACGAUUCAACGCCACACCGUUGUGCUAUUCGACAUCUUAGGACGCAAGCUCUUCAAUCGGUUCGCGCUUGAGGUGGUCGCCGAGAUCGGCUUUGGUGUUCGCAUGGGUUCUCUGGACUCGGAUGAGGAGCAUCCGAUCCAAAAGGCAUUCAACCAUGCACAACGAGCGCUACUUUUGCGCUUUGUACGUCCGGGUUGGUUUUGGAAAAUCCAACGGUGGCUUGGUGUGGGUGUGGAAGGUGAAUUCAAACACGAUCUCAAAGUGAUCAAUACCACAGUUAUGGAUAUCGUGGAGAAGGCCCUAGCACGGCGCUCGUCCAACAACAGUGACAAUGCCAAUGAUAUUCUGUCACUCAUCCUGGAUAAUGUUGGUAGCUCCCCAAAUGCUGACAAGCAGCAAUUCGACCCGGUGUUUCUCCGCGAUAUCGCUGUGAUGUUCUUGGUCGCUGGGCGAGAUACGGUGGCUCAAACGCUCAGCUGGUUGUAUCUCAUGCUCAGCAAGAACACUUACUGGGAGGUUGCCAUUCGUAGUGAGAUGCUCCAAAAGACUGUAAUCCUGAAACCUGAUGCUACCGACAUAACGAUAGAAGAUGUGGAUCAGCUCGUCGCUCUUGAAGCUGUGUUGAUGGAGUCGCUCCGCCUGCACCCACCUGUUCCUAUGAUCCCGAAGUACGUGGAGAAAGACACCACCCUUGCUGACGGAACGUUUGUCGAGGCGAACUCCCUAAUUGUACUGGCAACGUAUGCGAUGGCACGAAUGGAACAAGUAUGGGGCCCUGACGCAGCUGAAUUCAAGCCCCUGCGAUGGAUCGACUCCUCGUCGGGAUGGGCUGAAAUUGCUCCGAGCAAGUUUCGUUUGUAUCUCGGAAUGGAUCUAGUUAUGUCGGAGAUGAAGCUGGUCAUGGCAGGUCUGUUGACCAAGUUUCACAUCGAAGUGCAGGACCUGGAGAAAGUGGCACACGAUGUUUCGCUAACUCUGCCGGUGAAAGGCUCGCUUGAUGCGAAGAUUAUUCGCUGCACUUAUUCGAAAUUGCCUAAGCAUUCGUAG
Molecule: messenger RNA, 1506 nt
Organism: Phytophthora nicotianae INRA-310
Lineage: Eukaryota; Oomycota; Peronosporomycetes; Peronosporales; Peronosporaceae
Exons: 3
Coding region: 1-1506 (501 amino acids)
Molecular function (GO): heme binding; iron ion binding; monooxygenase activity
Source: RefSeq, a predicted model, not a curated record